UUUUACCAUAUAGUACCCAAGUGAUCAUAGUUUGUGAUUAAUUUCUAGCUUUUCUCUUUCUAAUCUCACGAACAUGUCUUCGGAGCAACACCACCACCUCUUCCACCACCACAAGGAGGGGAAACCCACGGAGGAAGCUAUGUAUUCUCAGGGCUUGGGAGUCACUUAUGAGGGUGACAUGGGCCGUGCCUCUCAAGGCACUUAUGGAGGUGAUGGCAUGGGCAUGGGUCGUGUCUCUCAAGCCCCUUAUGGAGGUGGUGAUGGCAUGGGAGGCACUUAUGGAGGCUCUCAGGCCAAUUAUGGAGGUGGUGAUGGCAUGGGAGCCACUUAUGGAGGCUCUCAGGCCAAUUAUGGAAGUGGUGAUGGUAUGGGAGCCACUUAUGGAGGUGAUGGCAGGGGCCGUGUCUCUCAGGCCAGUUAUGGAGGAGAUGGCAUGGGCCGUGUCUCCUCCAACACUCAGGAUUAUGACAGGGAGGAGAAGCACGACAAGCGCAUGGAACACCUAGGUGAGCUAGGUGCUGCAGCAUCUGGUGUUUUUGCUGAGCACGAGAGGCACAAGUCUCAGAAAGAUCCUGAGCAUGCUCACAGGCACAAGAUCGAGGAGGAGAUUGCAGGAGCUGGUGCAGUGGGUGGCGCUGGAUAUGCCUUGCAUGAGCACCAUGAGAAGAAAGAAGCCGAGGAGGAAGAAAGAGAGGCUCACGGCAAGAAACAUCACCAUCUCUUCUAAGCAUUGCAUCUCUCUACUAUUUAAUUCCCUUGUGAUUCCUUUCCCCAUCUUUCUCAUUUUCCUUCUCUCUCUCUCUUCUUUUUUUUUGGAUAAAAUGCUUCCUUCUCUAUUGCCUUUGUUUUUUUUUUGCUAAAAAUUUCUUUCUCUAUUGCCGGGUGGCUCCAUUAUAGGAUAUUAGAGUGAGAUGUACGUGUACCUUAAAGCAGAUAGAGCGCAUUUCUCUAUUUGCUUGGCAGGUAUCAGUGUGGCUUUCUCCUUUUUUUUUUUUCUCUUCUUUCUACCUUAGAAAAUUUAUUUAUAAUCCAAGAGUUUUCCUAUUUUAAGUUCCAAUC
Messenger RNA from Macadamia integrifolia, 1059 nucleotides. RefSeq names its product keratin, type I cytoskeletal 10-like. The record is from RefSeq and is a predicted model, not a curated record. The transcript has 2 exons. Lineage: Eukaryota; Viridiplantae; Streptophyta; Magnoliopsida; Proteales; Proteaceae. The coding region runs from base 74 to 727 and encodes 217 amino acids.